UACUGUGCAAGAGCUGUGUAGAAAAUACAUACAGCGUGUGUGUGUAUAAAUAGCGCUCGAUCUGAUCGUUUGGGAUCUAAGAAAUGGCGACGAAUCGAGCAAGUGUUCCCAGAUCUGCUGCUGUUUCUAAAGGUUACAAUUUCGCUUCCUCUUGGGAACAGAAUGCUCCAAUGACAGAGCAGCAACAAGCUGCAAUUGUCGCGCUUUCUCAUGCAGUUGCGGAACGGCCUUUUCCAGCUAAGCCCGAUAAUUUAUCCGGGGAAUGUAAUGGGAUGUCUGUAUCAACCAAGCACAGCAAUAUGGAAGAAUCUGGGGAUAUAAAAGCAGUGUUGGUAAAUACAAAUCAGUUUUAUAACUGGUUUAUAGAUCUUGAAGCGGCAAUGAAAUCAGAGACAGAAGAGAAGUAUCAGCAUUAUGUGAGUACUUUAACAGAGAGGAUACAGACAUGCAAUAAUAUACUUCAACAGGUGGACGAAACCCUUGAUUUGUUUGAUGAUUUACAGUUGCAACAUCAAGCAGUAGCUACAAAAACGAAAACCCUUCAUGAUGCAUGUGACAGAUUGCUAAUUGAGAAGCAAAGACUGAUUGAGUUUGCAGAAUCACUUCGCAGCAAGCUCAACUACUUUGAUGAAUUGGAGAAUGUUGCCAACAGUUUUUAUUCUCCAACUAUGAACGUUGCAAACGAAAACUUUCUUCCACUACUCAAAAGACUUGAUGAAUGCAUAUCAUAUGUUGAAAGUAAUCCUCAGUAUGCUGAAUCUGGUGUAUACUUGGUUAAAUUUCGGCAGCUGCAGUCUCGAGCACUGAGUAUGAUUCGUACUCACAUUUCUUCUGUUCUGAAGAAUACUACUUCUCAGGUCCAGGCAGCAAUGCUGAACAGUGGUGGCAGCAAAGCAUCUGUGUCUGAGGGCGUAGAGGCAUCCAUCAUUUAUGUUCGCUUCAAGGCAGCAGCAAGUGAGCUUAAGCCAGUGUUGGAAGAGAUUGAAAGCAGAUCACAAAGAAGAGAGUAUGUUCAAAUUCUUGCUGAUUGCCACAGACUAUACUGUGAACAUCGGCUGUCCUUGAUAAAAGACAUUGUGCAGCAGCGGAUAUCAGUAUUUUCUAAGAAAGAGGCACUGCCAUCUUUGACAAGAUCAGGAUGUGCAUACCUAAUGCAGGUCUGUCAGCUUGAACAUCAACUAUUUGAUCAUUUCUUCCCUUCUUCUUCAGAGGAUAUCUCAAGUUUAGCUCCUCUAAUAGAUCCUCUGUGUACUUACCUUUAUGACACAUUGCGCCCGAAACUGAUACACGAAACCAACAUUGACACUCUUUGUGAACUCGUGGAGAUACUUAAAGUGGAAGUUUUGGGAGAACAACUAAGCAGACGAAGUGAAUCACUUGCUGGAUUACGUCCUACAUUAGAUAGAAUUCUAGCAGAUGUUCAUGAGAGAUUGACCUUUCGUGCUAGAACACAUAUCCGUGAUGAGAUUGCAAAUUAUAUUCCUUUUGAUGAAGAUCUGGACUACCCUGCAAAGCUGGAGCAGUCAGCUGAGUUGAAAUCAGAAGUUAUAUCUGAUAAUCGAAGUGCAGAUGUUUCAAAAUUUUGGUACCCUCCGCUUGAGAAAACUGUGUCUUGCCUAUCAAAGUUGUACCAGUGUUUGGAACAAGAAGUUUUUACUGGCUUGGCACAGGAAGCUGUAGAAGUUUGCUCCAUAUCCAUCCAAAAAGCAAGCAAACUUAUUAUGAAAAGAUCAUCGCAUAUGGAUGGGCAGCUUUUUCUUAUAAAGCAUCUUCUUAUCCUUAGAGAACAGAUUGCACCAUUUGAUAUAGAAUUUUCAGUUACCCACAAGGAACUUGAUUUUUCUCAUUUAUUGGAUCACCUGAGAAGGAUUCUUCGAGGUCAGGCUUCACUAUUUGAUUGGUCAAGGUCAACUUCUUUGGCGAGAACGUUAUCUCCCCGAGUCCUGGAAAGUCAAAUUGAUGCUAAGAAGGAAUUAGAGAAAAAUCUGAAGGCCACUUGUGAAGAAUUUAUAAUGUCCGUCACUAAGCUUCUUGUGGACCCCAUGCUCUCCUUUGUAACAAAGGUGACAGCGGUGAAAGCUGCACUGUCCUCGGGCACGCAGAAUCCAAAACUUGAGUCUGUCAUGGCAAGACCUCUCAAAGAUCAUGCCUUUGCUAAACCAGCUACAGUUGCUGAAAUUGUUCAAAAGGUUAGUGCUGCCCUACAGCAAGAACUCCCGAGAGUAAUGGAGAAAAUGAAGCUUUAUUUGCAAAAUUCAUCAACGCGUACAAUUCUUUUUAAACCAAUAAAGACCAAUAUUGUAGAAGCUCAUAUUCAAGUCCAGAAGCUUCUAGAAUCAGAAUACUCGUCUGAAGAACUAAAAGGUGUCAUCGAUAUGGUCUCUAUACAUGAUCUGCAAGCUCAGCUGGACAGUCUUCUAUAAGAUGAUAGACAUGAAACAUGCAUACUCGUUGUGGAUCAGAUUGAUGUGCUGAAGUCUAAACCUGAGCUUUGGGAGUCAGUUGACUCUAAAUGAUGAGAUCAGUUGCUAGCUUAAAAAGAUGUUGUAACUGGUAGUAGAUUCUGUUUUAUACAAAAUUAUCAUAUAAAAGAAGUGUAGCAGCCCAUUCGAUCAUUUUUGCAAGUACAUUGAUUCAUCGUGCCAAAGAGUUCAAAAUAGUCAUCGUUUGAUUGUGGUCUGAAUCAUGUACACCCGAGUUCCCUGUGUUGCUUCUGCCACCUGUUAUUAUUUUUUACAUUUUUGCAUGUCUAAUAGAUAUUUUGUUCUUUUACUGCUUUGAAUUUUACAUAAAUGUAAAUGCUGGUUAUAAUAUUUAUGAUGAACUGAGUUCUUAAAGCA
Daucus carota subsp. sativus is the source of this 2840-nucleotide messenger RNA. Its product is annotated as conserved oligomeric Golgi complex subunit 3. Gene Ontology annotation, biological process: Golgi organization; intracellular protein transport; intra-Golgi vesicle-mediated transport. The transcript has 25 exons. The record is from RefSeq and is a predicted model, not a curated record. Gene Ontology annotation, cellular component: membrane; cis-Golgi network; COG complex. Lineage: Eukaryota; Viridiplantae; Streptophyta; Magnoliopsida; Apiales; Apiaceae. The coding region runs from base 84 to 2423 and encodes 779 amino acids.